GUUCUAUGACUUACCAGCUCCCUGAAGAUCACAUUUGCAAGGGUAAGGAGAUAAGGUUUAAAUUGUAAGGUUGGGAGCUUUUCUCCCGAAGACAGGGUGAAGGUACACAGUGCAUGGGCAUCACUAUCACCUUCAGGCAGAAUACCUGAGCAGAGGCUGGUUGCUCAGGUGAUACCUUUCUUACAUUUGGAGUUUCAGCAUACUACACAGGUGUUGCAAGGAACUUAGUAGGAAAAGGAGUGGUGGGUGUGCACAGGGGCAUGUGCAAACAGCAGGACCUGUAGUUUAAAAUGGAAAGAUGCAAAGGCAGAAUGUAGCCAUGUCUGGCUGCUGGCAUGGAUCAUAGCCCUUGUCACUGCAGAGGGAGGUGAUGUGGCUGCAGCAGCAGUGGGUGUCCCUCUCUGCUGAUUCCAUGGCUGGAUGAUGUUAGGACCGCUGCACUGCAGUCUCUCUGCCAGGGAGGACUGCCAUGUCUCUCCCUGCUCGGGAGACAUGAGGAUACCAGAAGUUCCCUCAAAGGGCAAAAAAGGAGUGAAAUCAAACUAUGCAUCAUAUGUAUACCCAUGCAAUGCAUGCACCAAGAUACACAUUGCUCUGCUGCUUGUCAGCCACUUGCAUCUGUCUGCCUGUGGUGUUGCUGCAGUGUUUCAUUUUCUCCAGGGCCUCCUGCUGUACUUCACAGCCCUCCUCUCCCUGAGAGGUGCAGCUGCAACCCUCCCCUCAUCUUCAAGUGUGUGGCAUAGCCAGUACGGUGAGGGUGCACCCACUGGGCGUCUCCUUUAAGAGCAUGGCUGGCCCAGAGCUUUGACCCCCCCCUCUCGGCUCCUCCCCGGAACAGCUAAGUUUCUGUUUCCCCAGCUUUCCCUUGUCACCCUGCUCCAUGGUGCAGGCAGGAUGGCAUCACCCACCUCGAAGAGCCUGGAGGAGAAGCUAGUGUGCUCCAUCUGCCUGGAGCUUUUCAGGGUGCCUGUGACCUUGCCCUGUGGGCACAACUUCUGCAAGCUCUGCAUCAGCAACCACUGGCAAAAGCAAGAGCAGGAGCUCGCCUGGGCAGAGAGUGGCUACACGUGCCCCCAGUGCCGCAGGGGCUUCAACCAGCGGCCAGAGCUGGAGAAGAAUGUCACCCUGUGCAGCGUGGUGGAGCUGGCACGGGAUGGCGUGGCGUGGGUCUUGGACACAGAGAGGUGUGAGGUGGCCCGCAGCGAUCUGUGCCCACAGCACGGGCGCCUGCUGGAGCUGUAUUGCAAGGAUGAGCAGCGGUGUAUCUGCUGUGUCUGCACGGUAUGGCAGUGCCAGCGGCACCAACGGGUGCUCUUUGAGGAAGAGCGCUCAAAACAGCAGGGUCUUUUGAAAGAGUCCAUGGAAAAAGCACGGGAGGAAUCAGAGAGGAUCAAGCAGGUGAUGAAGGAGCUGGAGGAGCAAACACUCAGCAUCAAGGACUCUUCUGAGGGGCUCAAAUCAGUGAUUCUGAGCAAAUUUGCCCUCCUGAAGAAAGCCCUGGAGGAUUGCCAGUGGCAGACAGUGGCCAAGAUCGAGCAAGAGCAGGCAGUGGCACUGGGACGUAUGCGGGAGGAAUGGAACCGCCUGAAGGACCACCUGGACAGUCUCAGCCAGCACAGGGAGACUGCUCAGCAACUCCUGGCCUGCCCCAAUAACAGGACCUUUCUCCAGGAGCUCUCCUUGCUCCCAUCUUUGGAGAGCCCAAAGGCACUGCUCCCAGUGGAGUUUGAUGUCAAGCCCAUCACUGAGAUCCUCACCAACAUCUCCAGGCUUCUGCUGGAGGACCUGCCCAGAUCUGUGGCCCCCAAAGCCCCUGACCCUGUUGUCCAAGGCCCAGUGCAUCCCCAGGAGAUGGUGGUGAAGGUGGCAGCCCACCUCCCUGAUUGCCAGUUCCAAGCUGAGCUUCUGAAGGACCACUGCAACCUGACUUUUGAUCCCAAGACGGCCAACAAGUACCUGGAGCUGUCAAAAGGUAACCGGAAAGCCAGGCACAGGCCCGGCACCACCUGUAGGCAUCAGGAGCAGAGACCCUGCUUUGAGCCCUGGCAGGUGCUGUGCACGCAGGGCUACAGCCAUGGCCACCACUACUGGGAGGUAAAGAUCUCCAACCACUCUGUUGUCCUGGGGGUGACGUACUGCAGCCUCCCCUGGGAGCGGAAGCAAGGACACAAGUUCAACAUUGGUCUGGACGAGGGCUCAUGGGGGCUGCAGGUACGGGAGGACUGCUACCUGGCCUGGCACAAGGGCCAGCCAGAGAAAAUCGAGAAACAGCUGUGUAGGAGCCUGGGGGUCAGCCUGGAUUAUGACAAGGGGCUCCUUUCCUUUUACGGGCUUGGGGAGAGGACAUGGCUUAUCCACUCCUUCCAUGAUGUCUUCACCAAGCCCCUCUAUCCCGUUUUUUGGCUGUGCGAGGGGCGAGAAGUGGAGCUGUGCUGGAGGGAUUAAGCUGUGGGAUCAAGCAAUGGGGGGGUGAGCUGGGUGCCCUGGGUACCCCUGCUCCGCACUAGAAGGUGCUUUAUUUACAGUAGCACUGCAAUGAGGAAACCUGGUUUCCUACAGCUCUGCUCCAAGGUUGAUCCAGCACACAAUAAAAUCUGAAGCUUUGAAUGAAGCAUUUCCAAGGGUGAGACCACAGGUCCAGGAUCUCCUCUCCCCCAGAAUGCUGAUGAGGACUAACGGUGAAACUGGGCACUGGGGUCAAAGGUGCUGGGGACAUGCAGGGCAAUGCCUGGGGAAUGAAUCACAUCAGCUUGUUUCC
Molecule: messenger RNA, 2758 nt
Organism: Melopsittacus undulatus (budgerigar)
Lineage: Eukaryota; Metazoa; Chordata; Aves; Psittaciformes; Psittaculidae
Gene: TRIM65
Product: tripartite motif containing 65
Exons: 6
Coding region: 895-2445 (516 amino acids)
Molecular function (GO): zinc ion binding; protein binding
Source: RefSeq, a predicted model, not a curated record